UUGUGUUAUAAUUCCACCUCAGUUUGACAUUUCCGUAAUCGCAUAACGCCGUAGAAACUCCCAUGUUAGUAUCGUACUGUUGUUAAGCAGGACAAUGAUGUCGUCGCUUUUAUUUAUUUUAAUGCCCACACGGGCGCAUUUUCGUGAGAAUCUGCUCUGUCCAUGAGGAUUUCCCCCUAUUGCCUUUAUCAUAUUUUAAGUCGGGAGGAUUUUCCCCCUCUCUCGUUUUUCGUCGGUUUGUCUUUAAGAUAGCAGGCUAUUAAUUUUUAAUUCUUAUGCAUCCGCACGAAGACGGGACCUGAGAGGAGAAAACGAGUGAUAACCAGAGGGGAAGAGAAGGGGAAGGAGGCAAGUGAGAAGGGAAGCGAGAAUGAAUGAGACACACUGAGGCAUCAAGAAAAGGAGAUUGGAGGAAUCAAGGACCACCCUCAGGGAGGGUGUAAGCUGAGGACCUGCCACCCCGCUCACCUGUGCCUGCUGACCACCUCUACGCUUUAGCCCCACCCCUCAACCCCUGCUCAGCCUCUACCAUGGCUCUGGCAGUCUGGAUCAUCUUAACUUGUGCUGUGGCUUUCAGCAAUGUCACCCCUUCCUCCCCAGCCCUGAGCCGAUCAAUGAUGCCCUUCGGCCUGAUGCGUCGAGAGCUGGCGUGUGAAGGCUACCCGAUCGAGCUGCGCUGCCCUGGAAGCGAUGUCAUCAUGAUUGAAACGGCUAACUACGGCCGCACUGAUGACAAGAUCUGUGACGCAGACCCCUUCCAGAUGGAGAAUGUGCAGUGCUACCUGCCCGACGCCUUCAAGAUAAUGUCACAAAGGUGUAAUAACCGCACCCAGUGUGUGGUGGUAGCGGGGUCGGACGUGUUCCCAGACCCCUGUCCAGGGACCUACAAGUACCUGGAGAUCCAGUACGAGUGUGUCCCCUACAUCUUUGUGUGUCCGGGGACACUACUGCGGGUUCAGGCGGCCAGCUCUCUGCAGGAGGCGGAGCACCAGGCAGGUGCGUGGUGUAAGGACCCGCUGCAGUCUGGAGACCGUCUGUACAUCAUGCCCUGGACUCCCUAUCGCACCGACAUGCUGUUUGAGUAUGCCUCCUGGGAAGACUUCAAACAGAACCGAGCCACCACCACCUACAAGUUGCCCAACAGAGUUGAUGGAACAGGGUUUGUUGUGUACGAUGGUGCAGUAUUUUACAACAAAGAACGCACACGAAACAUUGUCAAGUAUGACCUAAGGACACGCAUCAAGAGCGGGGAGGCCAUUAUCACAAACGCUAACUACCAUGACACCUCACCUUACCGCUGGGGAGGGAAAUCAGACAUCGACCUGGCUGUGGAUGAGAGCGGCCUCUGGGUGAUCUACGCCACUGAGUCCAACAAUGGACGACUGGUGGUCAGCCAGGUUAAUCCUUACACACUGCGAUUUGAAGGCACAUGGGAGACCAGCUUUGACAAGAGGAUGGCAUCCAACGCCUUCAUGGCGUGUGGUGUGCUUUACGCAGUGCGGUCCGUCUACCAGGAUGAUGACAGCGAGGCAGGCGGCGACCUGAUCAUGUAUGCCUACAACACAAACCACGGCCGUGAGGAACCUGUCAACAUCCCUUUCCCAAACCCCUAUCAGUAUAUUUCCUCUGUGGACUACAACCCUCGGGACAACCAGCUCUAUGUCUGGAACAACUAUAACGUGCUGCGCUACUCUCUGGAGUUUGGACCACCAGAUCCCACCACAGGCCCUCUGACCACCACCCAAGUGACCACCACUCUUCCAGCGAGGCCCUUCACAUCAAGUGCCAGCCCCUCUACGGCUCGCCCCCUGGCCCCCACCUCGCGCCCAAUCGGCUCAAUCAACAAGCACCCUGAUCUUCGACCAAUCACAGCUACUGUGCCUGUCACCCGCCGGCCACCCCUCCCUCCUCAAGGCCUGGAGCCACAUGUCUGUGAGUCCAAGCUGGUGCGAGGUGUCCAGUGGCCCACCACGCAGAGAGGAGAAACAGUAGACCGCCCAUGCCCCAAAGGAUCUCUCGGCAUCGCCUCGUUCCAGUGCUUGGCGGAGCAGGUCAUGUGGAACCCGCGGGGUCCUGACCUGAGUAACUGCACCUCCCCAUGGGUCAACCAGGUGGCCCAGAAGAUAAAGAGCGGGGAGAAUGCUGCCAACAUAGCUGGGGAGCUGGUGAACCACACGCGCGGCCGGAUCCAGGCUGGCGAUGUCAGCUCGUCCGUGCGGCUGAUUGAGCAACUACUGGACAUUCUGGAUGCCCAGCUUCAGGGUCUGAGGCCCGGAAACAAGGAGUCAGCUACACGAAACUACAGCAAGCUCCAGAAGCGAGAGCGGACCUGUCGGGCCUACAUCCAGGCGGUGGUGCAGACAGUGGACAACCUGCUGCGCCCUGAAGCCCUGGAGUCGUGGCAGGACAUGAACAGCACAGAGCAAGCACACACUGCCACUAUGCUACUGGAUGUCCUAGAGAAGGGAGCUUUCCUGCUGGCCAACAACAUGUAUGGGAAUCGCUUUUCUGAUCGAGCGCCCAGCAUUGAUCUCGAGGUGCAUGUUUUAAACACAGAGAUGGAGCAGCAGGACUUAUCCUUCCCACAGAACUACGCCAGCGACAGCACCAUCCAGCUCUCAGCUUCCACCAUCAAACAGUACAGUCGCAACGGACAAGUCAAGGUGGUGUUCAUCUUAUAUAAGAACUUGGGAUCCUUCCUGUCCACUGAGAAUGCCACAGUGAAGAUGGAAGUGGAUGGGCCGAGCCACGAUAAGAAGCGACUUGCAGUCAACUCCCAUGUGAUUGCUGCCUCCAUCAACAAAGAGUCCAGCAGAGUGUUUCUUAUUGAACCCGUUGUCUUCACACUCAAACACCUACAGUUGGACAAUUAUUACUCUCCAAAUUGCUCCUUCUGGAACUACUCUGAGCGCUCCAUGACGGGCCAGUGGUCGUCGCAGGGCUGCAAGCUGCUGGAUACCAACAGCACACACACCACUUGCUCCUGCAGCCACCUCACCAACUUUGCCGUGCUCAUGGCUCACCACGAGCCUGAUUACCAGGGGCGAAUGCAUGAACUGAUCCUGUUUGUGAUCACCUGGGUGGGGAUUGUCAUCUCCCUAGUGUGUCUAGCCAUCUGCAUCUCCACCUUCUGCUUCCUGCGAGGCCUGCAGACCGACCGCAACACCAUCCACAAGAACCUCUGCAUCAACCUCUUCAUCGCCGAGCUGCUCUUCCUCAUCGGCAUCGACAAGACAGAAUACCAGAUUGCCUGUCCCAUCUUUGCUGGCCUUCUGCAUUUCUUCUUCUUGGCUGCCUUCUCCUGGAUGUGUCUGGAGGGUGUGCAACUGUAUCUCAUGCUGGUGGAAGUCUUUGAAAGCGAGUACUCCCGCAAAAAGUACUACUAUCUGUGCGGCUACUGCUUUCCUGCACUAGUGGUGGGCAUCUCUGCGGCCGUAGACUACAGGAGCUAUGGGACCAAGAAAGCAUGCUGGCUGCGAGUGGAUAACUACUUCAUCUGGAGCUUCAUUGGACCUGUUUCAUUUGUUAUUAUGCUCAACCUCAUUUUCCUCAUGAUCACUUUACACAAGAUGGUACGAAACUCUUCAGCACUCAAACCUGACUCCAGUCGUUUGGAUAACAUUAAGUCGUGGGCUCUGGGGGCCAUUGCUCUGCUGUUCCUCCUGGGGAUGACGUGGGCCUUCGGCCUCCUCUUCAUCAAUGAAAACACAGUUAUUAUGGCUUACCUCUUUACCACCUUCAAUGCCUUUCAGGGCAUGUUCAUCUUCAUCUUCCACUGUGCCCUGCAAAAGAAGGUCCAUAAGGAGUACAGUAAGUGUCUGCGUCACUCCUACUGCUGCAGCCGCACCUCUACCACCAGCUCCCACGGCUCCCUGAAGAACUCGGGCCUGCGUGCCAACAACCGCUACUACAGCGGCAGCCAAGCUCGCCACGCAGCGGCCCACCGACAGAGUCGGAUCCGCAGGAUGUGGAACGACACGGUUCGAAAGCAGACGGAAUCUUCUUUCAUGGCGGGAGAUAUCAAUAACACCCCAACACUCAACCGCGCGACCAUGGGCAACCACCUUUUGACGAACCCGGUUUUACAGACUCGGACUGGCACCUCUCCUUACAACACGCUGCUGGCCGACAGCUUCACCCCACCCUCACCUGGCGUCUUCAACUCUACUGGAACCUUCCGUGACCCAAAGAGCACGUUAUCAAAGCCCCGUGAUCCCUGUGGGAUGGAAACCCUGCCCUUGAAUGGUAACUUCAACAACAGCUACUCCCUGCGCAGUGGCCCAGGGGGUGUAGGCGGGGGCAGCUGUGACUUCCUUGGUGGUGGGGGAGGAGAAAGUUCCCCACCUCUCCUGAAUCCUCGCAGCUCAGAGGCACUGGGAGGCGGAGGCAUCCGACGAAACCUCUCUGAUGCCGCGGCCUUCGAAAAAAUGAUCAUCUCUGAGCUUGUGCAUAACAACCUGAGAGGUGGUGGAGGAGGAUGCGACGUAGGGGACAGGGUUUGUGGCAGCCUGGCCAGGGUAGGUCCUCAUGGAGGGGUCGGUCGGGGGACAACAGGGGCCGGGCCAGAGCCAUCUAUUGGCAUGGAUGAAGACGAGGACUAUAUGAGAGAGGGACGGCAGCGCACUCCGCAGGAUGUGGAGCUGCUUUAUAAAGCUCUGGAGGAGCCCCUGCUGUUGCAGCGAGCCCAGUCAGUCCUCUACCAGAGCGACCCGGAGGAGUCAGAGAGCUACACGGCCGACCUCACCGAGAGCCUGGGCCACAGCGGCCACAGCGGCCAGAGUGCUGGAGGGCAGACGGGAAACAGAGCACCAGACUCCCCUGCCCGUGACUCCCUGUACACCAGCAUCACCAACCUGCGAGACUCACCCUACCCCGACAGCAGUCCCGAGCCACUUGAGGUGGUCCCCCGUUCAGCCCAGCCCCCUGAGGAGCUGUACUACAGCUCUGGGAGGCCCGCCCUGGGCUCUCGCGGGGCCCCAAUGCAGACCUUCUACCAGGCCCCACACCGGAGACCAAGUGGGGAGGGACACCAGGCUCAAGAGCCUGCCCAUAAUGAGGGAGACGGACAGAUGCAGCUGGUCACCAGCCUGUGACUGGAGGCUGAAGGAGGAAGUUGGAGACUUAUGUGAUGGCCAAAGCCACCUCCUAGCCUGCCUCGUUCUUGCGUCCCUCCACUUUCUGCUUGUUUGGUUGCCUUUCUUUCACUUGACUUUUAUUUAGCUAACAGAUGAACAAACAGAGUGACCUUUAGGGGGGAUUCAUGGCUGAGACUACAGAAUCAGCCUUUAUCUUAAACCCUCCCCAAUCUUCUGGAGAUGAGUGAUGGGAGUUUUGUCACAGAGCAUUCGUCAUGCUUUAUUUAACUCCGUUCCCCCAAGUUCUUUUGUGACCCUAAGGCCAAGUCCAGCACUCUGAAUGUACCACAAUCUACCCCGUUUACCUUCAGAUAUUUCCAAAACUUUAAAACUUUGUCAAUGUUUUUAUUUCUCAUUAGACCUGCCUCCGGAGAUGGGAAUAUCAUUUUGUAUUUUAUGUAAUUUCCCUGUCGUACCGUCCAUAGGUCUUUUUUUAAGUCAUUAUUUGAUAGGAGUAGCUCGCUGUGGAGACAGGGAAUAUAAUACACUAUUAUAACCUAAAAAAGUCUCACAGAAAGCUUCUUCAUUGUUGCCAAAAAUAUAUUUUAUUGAGCCAGAAGAGAAACUAGAACAUUCACAAACCAAACAUAUACACACUCGCAUACACUGUAUGCUCAUGUAUCCAGAAGUGCUCAUUACUGAACAUCAUAAGUCAAAAUCGUACUUCAUCUAAGUAAAGGGAACACAAGCGUUUGUUCCAGGCAGGCAGUGGGAGCUGAUUCAGUUGCCUUCAUUUUCUCUUGCUGUGAAUCGAUGACUAUGUACAGAAGUGGAGUAAAAGCAGAGACUGAGACGCUGCCCCCCCCCCCCCCCCCUUCCAAGAGCAGAAGAAUCUGCAUCCUAAAGACUGUCCAAUCCUCUCCACUGUUCUCUCUGGUUGUUUGCUUUAGGCAUUUGAAAAGUUAAAUGACUGCCUUGCUAUUGUUUUUAUGAGAGUAUUCAAUUUGUUGACUUUUGGUCUGCAUCCUUCUGGGGCUGCGAGGGCCCCUGUACUUUGCUGUUAGAGCCUAGCCAGUUGAAGUGGACUUGUUUCCUGUGUGUGGUUGUGACAAGCAAGACUAUAAACACCGCGAAAGCACUGGUCAACCAAUUGGUAUAGCCGUGUACAUAAGAACCACACAUGAAUCUACUUUAUUCCUUCUAUGUAAAUAGACAUAACAGAUGAUCAAAAGCAACAAAAUUAACAAAUACUAUGAAAAGUGACUUCUUGUACUGCAACAAACCAACGAAAGAAAAAAAUAAAAUGUUUUGGAGUUUGUGAACUGAAUGAUAAUGGUCUCUCUCCCCCGUAGCGUGAUCUCUUGCUUUUCUGUGCCAUUCAGUGAAAAAUCUAUAGGGAUCCAAUGGAGAUGGAAAUGCAGAGAGAGACAGAUAAUAAUGUCUAGUAGAUUUUAUUUAUAUAUAUAUAUAUGAAAAACGGAAAACAAAAAGUCCUGGCACAAUUUUGAUGUAAUAUAAUACACCCAGGUUGUUAAUGUUUGACCUUUGACAUUCCCACGGUGGGAUUGCCAGCAGCAGGAGGUGUGAAGAAAGCGAGAGAGAUGUUGCCAAAUGUCAUUCUGUGCCUCAAGGGCAGGAUGAAGCAUUGUGGGUAACGGCAGCAUCCAUAAAGUGAUUUUGUUUGUAUUACUUGGAAGAUGUAACCAGAUAACACUUACUUACGACAUGGGAUUAAGCAUGUAUGAUAAUGACAUUUGUUUUGCUAUCUGGAAAAAUUGCAUUUUGGUGUUUCUUAAAGGUAGUUUCAGCACUGUUCCAGAGCUUAAUGUGACAAUUCAUGAAUUACCUGUGUGCAUGUGUUUGUGUGCAUGUGUGUAAUUAUGAAUGCGUCUGAAUGGCUGGUUGUGUGUGUCCCGGAUGUGUGUGAGUGUGUGCGUGCGUGCCAUGCACCAGACUUUAGUGCACAAACAUUUGAAAGCUGUUUUUUCGUGACAUGACUUGGAUGCAAAUUAGACAAAGGUGAUACUCAUAUCAAAGAGCUACCUUAACUUCUUCGCCUCAAAUAGGAUAUUAUCUUGCUAUGGUGUUGAGGUACAAGGAGGACAGGAGAAAUCAGACCGCCUCGGGAGACGUGAGAUAACCAUACACCAUGAAAAUGACAAGCAGGGUUGACUGAUCGGAGGGAACAUCGUUUCCAAUAUGCCACCUUAUGCAAGCUAUACAUUUGAGAAAUUAGCUGUCAAGUGAGAGCCGCUCACGAGGCUCCUUUCAUCCAGCUGAAAUCUGUCUGACCUUUAAAAAUACUGAGAAUUCGCCUUCUCAAAUUCUGUAUUUAUAGGUAUUUGUUGUGGUUUAUUUAUCCGUUUUUAUGUAUGUUAUUGGAAUAUUUAUUCACCUUGAUUUAUUCAUGGCAUUGUCAUUUAUUUUUUUAUUUCAAAUGUCUUCCUUGUAAACCUGUGACGGGCGAAAGUGUGUGCCGUGAGAACAGAACGUGAGCAGAAAAUAGAUGCACCCACUGCAGUGUGACAUUUGGCUUGGCACUGUCUGUCCCACUUCUAAGAGAACCCAAAGGACGGCCUUUAGUGGUGGCUCCUGGGGCUGAAAAGAGAGAGGGUUAAAGACAGAUAAGGCAGAGGGAUUACAAGGAUUUACCACCAUUUAUUCUUGUUAUUCAAAUCACUUUUGUAAGUAUCAUUGUAAAGGCUGCAGAGCGCGAUGAGGCUCAGAACGAAGGCCCCCGGAAUCAUCACUUGAGCCAUAGAGGGAACAUGUGCAAUACUGCUGAUGGUACAUGACUUAGAUUUGAACCUGGGAGCUUCCUCUGUUUACAAAUCAAAGGCACUGCUGGACAAUGUGAAGCACAGAUGUAAUCUGUUGAUGAUGGGGCUCUGUACUGAGGCAGCACCCACUGGUCAACUGAGGACAACUGAAUGUACUUUAAGCACGACUGAAAAUAAAACAAUUCACUCCAGGGAGGAACUGUUAAUAGGAAACACAAGUUGGCCAUCAUCAUCUUAAUCCCCAUCAUUCUCAUCACCAUCAACAUCAUCAUUAACUCCAUCCCUCCCUCAUUGAAUUUGAUAUAAUGUGCUGAUGCUGAUCUCUGCCCGGGGAGAAGAAGUGUUUAGACAGGUACUCCCCAUGAGGGGAGGAAUGUGCAUCAGCUUGGGCCUGCUUCUCUCCUUUCCAGCACCUCCUACCUCCUUUUCUUUUCCUCCCUAUCCCUCCCAUCUCAUCCACAUUUUAAUAUCAAUCUCAAUGGACUCCAUUAGUGCAGCACUUCUUUGAGAGUGUUAAUUUGUUUUGUCAAAAGCGUUGUUUAUCCCAGAUUAAUAUCUCAAUAAACAGAGUGCAGUACUGUAGUAAAUGAUGGUGAUUAUACUGUAGAAGGUCCGCAGCCUUGCUUUGGGAUGGAGGCUCACACAACAGGAGUUUCUCCACCAUUCAAAGUCCUCUAAACCUGUGAUUACAAUAAUAACACAUUGGUUACUAAUUUGCUGCAGUGAACCCUCACUCUCUUUUUUCUACUUUCUUUUUCCAUCUCCGUCUGUUUCACAACACUUCUCUUCGGUUGGUGCCAGUUGCAACCUAACAUGCAUGUGCUCCAGUGAUUUAAGAGGUGGGAUGCCCGACCUUUGACCCAGUAGUGUCUAACCCUUGCAGCUUUGUGUCAGUGGAGAGUGAACUAUUGCUCAGUCUAUCAUUAGACAGCGGAGGUCCCAGCAGGCCUACAGUCAGUUUACUCGCAGUCGAGUCAUUUUUAACCAGUGAUUUGUGUGGCCAAUAUCACAACAGGAGGGUGGGAGGGGAAGAGGGGAAGGGGUGUACUGGUGUGUGACUUCAACAGCAGCAGAGGAACAGGGGCUGAUUAUUGUAUGUCUUAAACUGACCCAAGAGGGGACACAGUAGGGACAGCAGACAUGUCCCUGAUGUCACAAAUUCAUAGCCAUAGGCAGUCACUGAGAGAGGGGGGGAAGGGGGGAUAGAGGGGGAGGCGCAUUCGCAAUGAGGCUGUGCAGGACUGGAUCUGGAGAUAAGGAGAAGGAUGUGCUGCUUUGCUGGUGGUUUGAAGUCCAGAGCUUAUCACUUUAUUUAUUUUUAUUCAUCAAGCUGGCAUGUCAUAUUUUGAGUUGGUUCAUUGAAUAAAACUCUUCUGCCUGUAGAGGAAGAUAGAUGACGUGAUUGUUUUUUGGUUUAAUGGAUGCUUCCAUAAAUAAAUGUGAAAAAAUGAAUCCACUGCCGGAUUUUUAGAGUGCUAACAAAGGCAAGACGAUUUUCCUAUACAGAUUUUCUAAAAGCAACUGUAAACACUGAUAAAGUAGUACUAUUUUGUUAUUGGUCUCUUGUUGUGUGUCCACAUGACUAUACUGAAUACAGUACUUUUAGAGUAGUUUAAGAGUAUGUAGGGGUAUGGCAUAAACCCAGAGAUGAGGAUUGUGCUGUUUCUCUUUUGUGUUGAAUAUGUGUUCGUGGAGCUGUGCCAGCAAUUCAGGCCAUCUUUGAUGCACAGGGUGGGACCAACAUCAGAGGGGCUUUUGUGUGGGAUGAGUUUCUCCAAAUGUUAAACCUUUGAGGCACGUUCUACAUAUAAGCCCCAAGGUCCAAACAAACAUAUCUUUUGACACACAUAUAAUAACCAUCUUCAAUCAGGUUAGCUAGUUUUAUACACUGAAGUGAAGACUUGUAUCAGCUGUUUACUUGUUAACAUUUAUACACAUACAGCAGGAGCAGCUUGAUCUGUAGGCAUGUUUUUUUCUAUUUCUUCCUCUUCCUCAAAUGAGUCUCUGACAGUAAGGAGGGGCUGAACUGUGCCUGCAUGUGCCUGUCCAUGGCUGUAGUGAUCUCCAUCCCAUGUGAUCGUCUAUGGGACAGGUCAGUAAAUGCUGCCCAAGAUGAUAUGUGUCCAUCAUUAGAGGAAGAAUAACAGGUGUGAAUGGGAUAUUCUGAGUAUCAGCUAGGGGCUGUAUUAUUAACUCAGUACAAUGGAACCUGGUCAGUAUGGGAACAAGUUAUUGGGUGCUAAUGGUUUUACAUAACAGGCUGUAGGCAUUGAAAGAAACACUGCACUGAUAUCGUGCCAUGUUGGGCUCUACAUAUAGCACCAUUUCCAGAGCUUUCUGUGAUUUUUCUAUAAAAUAAAUAAUUUGUCAUGUACCACUGAAACAUUUGUAAACCAAGGUAAUAUAACACCUUGAUACUGUUACUAUUUUGUUUGAGGGAUAAUGUUCUUCUUUAAUUAUUUUCUCAAGACCAUUGCUCGACAGCUGUCCGGCCAAAGGGGAUGAU
Molecule: messenger RNA, 10361 nt
Organism: Eleginops maclovinus (Patagonian blennie)
Lineage: Eukaryota; Metazoa; Chordata; Actinopteri; Perciformes; Eleginopidae
Gene: adgrl1a
Product: adhesion G protein-coupled receptor L1a
Exons: 25
Coding region: 531-5093 (1520 amino acids)
Biological process (GO): heterophilic cell-cell adhesion; adenylate cyclase-activating G protein-coupled receptor signaling pathway; cell surface receptor signaling pathway
Cellular component (GO): plasma membrane; presynaptic membrane; axon
Molecular function (GO): G protein-coupled receptor activity; latrotoxin receptor activity; carbohydrate binding
Source: RefSeq, a predicted model, not a curated record